UGUCUAGGGUCCGAAACAAGAAAAAGCAAAACCCAAAAUCCAAAACAAAUUUCAAAAAUCGAUAAACCAAAACCCCCUCUCUCCCUCCUUAAAAUCUCUCUCAUCUCCCCACCCACCCACAGAAAGAGAUUCAUAACAAAAGAGAGAUUGAUCAGAUAUGAGAAGAGGGAAAACAGUAACGGCGGUUAACGCUGCCGUUAACAUCACAAACUCAUCUGAACCCAAACCAGAAGUUAGGUACAGAGGAGUUCGAAAACGACCAUGGGGCAGAUUCGCCGCCGAAAUCCGAGACCCAUGGAAAAAAACCAGAGUCUGGCUAGGUACUUUCGACUCCGCCGAGGAUGCCGCACGUGCGUACGACGCCGCCGCUCGGAAUCUCCGAGGACCCAACGUCAAAACCAAUUUUCCUUUGCCAAUAACGACACCGUUUUACAACCAUCAACAAAAUAUGUUGUUUUACAGUCCAGCUCAGCACGCGGAGCACCAGAUUAUUGCUCCUCCACAGAGGCCUACUUGCAGUAGUAUGAGUAGUACACUGGAGUCGUUCAGUGGGCCUCGGUUGUCGGAAUUUGUUUUACCGUUACGACAGAAGUCGACGGUGGUGGUGUUUAAGGAUGAUUGUCGGAGUGACUGUGAUUCGUCGUCGUCGGUGGUUGUUGACGGAGUUGGGGAACAGCAACGGGAUGUUGGUGAGAUAUGUUCUGCCACGUGUGCUAAACCGGUUUUUUGUUUUGAUUUAAAUAUGCCGCCUCCGUCGUUUGAUGAGUUUGGUGAUGAGGUUCAGUGCACAGCGUUACGACUUUGACGGUCAAAGUUGUUUGUUGACUUGAAAUUUGUUUUUUUAUUUGUUGGAAAAAUGUGUCCCUAAAAACAUCUAAUGUAGACCCUUGUUAUGAUUUAUGAAUGAAUGAAUAUCGGAUAUCAAAGAUGUCAUAUUGACAUA
Messenger RNA from Helianthus annuus (common sunflower), 943 nucleotides. Its product is annotated as ethylene-responsive transcription factor 3. The transcript has a single exon. Lineage: Eukaryota; Viridiplantae; Streptophyta; Magnoliopsida; Asterales; Asteraceae. Bases 158 to 805 code for a protein of 215 amino acids. The record is from RefSeq and is a predicted model, not a curated record. Gene Ontology annotation, molecular function: DNA binding; DNA-binding transcription factor activity. Gene Ontology annotation, biological process: regulation of DNA-templated transcription.